Dothidotthia symphoricarpi CBS 119687 is the source of this 2539-nucleotide messenger RNA. Its product is annotated as HET-domain-containing protein. Lineage: Eukaryota; Fungi; Ascomycota; Dothideomycetes; Pleosporales; Dothidotthiaceae. The transcript has 3 exons. Bases 34 to 2082 code for a protein of 682 amino acids. The record is from RefSeq and is a predicted model, not a curated record.
ACGACAUGCGAUCUCUGCAGCGCUUUGCUCGCGAUGUUCAAAGGGUCGAGAACAGAAGAUAUUGAUAUUUCUUCAUUCCAAUCCCAAGAAUCUCUCCAGUGUAACACACACACUUCCUUGGUCUCUCGCUUCGAGGAGUACUGCCGAUCCACUUCCCAUGCGAUAGCUCAGCCCCAAAAGGAUAUGGGAUUUCGCGGAGGGUUGUAUCCGGGAGAAGUUACGAUACGCUCAUCGAUCUCAAAAGGGUGUGCAUUCUGGGAUCUUCUACUCGUCAAAGAAAGGAUGGGUACCGACGAUUCUGCGAAAGGCGACAUUAUGAAUCCGGACUGGGUUGAUCUUACUAAAGUCAAACAAUGGAAAACUGAAUGUCUGAACUCGCACGGAAGCGAAUGCGAAAACCCAUUGAAGAUCUGGACGACUAGACCAGCGUGGCUUGUAGAUGUCGAAUUGGAAUAUCUUGUACCCGGUCCUCUGGAAGUCGAAUUUGUCGCGUUGAGUUACACUAACGGAAGGCAUCUUGGUCUCAACCAGGAUAGCGACCUCAACGCAGAACUUCUGGAGCCCUACGCCUUCCGCAAACCAGCUGUAACAACAAGACUCCCGCCCAUCCUCCGACACGCUAUGUUCUUGACAAAGGCUCUUGGAGAACGUUAUUUGUGGGUGGACACCCUAUGUAUAACGCCCGGAAGCUCCGAGGAAACUGCAAGUCAGCUCAUCAUGAUGGGCUCAAUCUACGCAAGCGCUGUUGUGACCAUCAUCGCCGCUGACCGCGAUGCUGAAGAGGGAAUUUUGGGCUAUUCCUCGCUAGCACAGGGAAAAAAACCCUAUUUCUCGCGCGCAUGGACCUUUCAAGAACACAAGAUGGCAAAAAGAAAACUCUUCUUCCUUAAAAAACAAGCCCAUUGGGAAUGUCAACACCAACAAUUUCAUGAAGAGUUUGCAGCAGGUGCUGAGGUUCAUGCAUCUAUCGAGUCAAGCCUAGUAGAGAGUCUUGCUGGUUUUCCCGUCUUGAGCUCUGUUAGCAAUCUCAUCUGCAAGUACAAUUUGUGCGAGCUUCGCUAUGACGAGGAUGCUCUUCUGGGCAUCACAGGGCUACUAUCUGUACUAAGCCGUUCUUUCGAUGGCGGGUUUCUAUAUGGAAUUCCGGAAAUGUUUUUCGACCGAGCACUUGCAUGGGGACCAUACUUGGCAAAUACAGAGCUUGAGCGCCGAACACAGUCAAGCCGACCAAGACCGGUUCAACUACAGCCGAGUCACCUGCCAUCUUGGUCAUGGGUUGGAUGGAAGGGUAUAGUAAGCCUCGGCGACGAGGCGAGUCGGGCCAACGACCGCCACCAUAAGAUCGAAGAGACAUAUCCAAUAACCAAAUGGUAUACAGCAAUGUCACCCACCACCGAUCCAUCCAAACGCCGUCGAAUCCACUCCAAAUGGUACAAAGAUCGCGAAGAAUGGAAAAAUAUGAAGAUGGAACUGCCAGGCUGGACCCGCAUCGAGCUCGAAUCUGACAAAGGCACAGUUCAAGGAGAGCCACGCAUGUUUCCAACUGGGUGUGGCGGCUCAGUGUAUCGACAUCAGAACAUGCCAAAAGCCAAAGAUUGGGGUUCGACUAAUGACUGGUACUUCCCCUUCCCUGUUCCGAACAUUUCAAAUACCACAAUGCCUUCAAUGCCCGAGCAAACUCCAUAUCUAUUUAGUCGAGUUCAACAAGCUCGUGUCUUGGGGCGACGAAACAACGACAGAGGUAUUACUAUGACCUUGUACGACAAACUGAAGGGGCACAUUAUUGGAACGCUUCGCCUACAUUCAAUGGAUCAAUUACAACCCUUCCCCAGCUUGCAAAAACCUUCUGGUGAUAAUGCUCUCGAAAUUGAGGUUGUCGCCAUUAGUGUUUCUCGAAUCCAGUCCAAAACUUUCAAUAAAGAGAAAUCCUGCUACGGAGAGCCUUUUCUUUCCACCGAACAGUACAAUGUUCUCUGGAUUGAAUGGAAAGAAGGUAUUGCCUAUCGAAAAGCAGGUGGACUGGUUCAAAAAGAGCAAUGGGAACAGCUAGAGCGUGAGGAUAUCGACUUGAUAUUAGGAUAAGCUAGUGUGAUUGGAUGGAGUCAACUCUUUGGUCGCUCCAGGUAGAUCAACAUGGAAAAAGUUUUCCCUUUACUAGGUCUUAAGUCUAAGAGUUGAACAGUUAUACUCAAAAGUCAAGACAUCAAGUUGGAGUUGACAAUUGCGUCCGAAUCAGAAACGCAAAACGGACUUUUAUUAUUGUAGUGUGGUUUCUUUCGCGGUUACGUAGAAAGCGUGAGUAUCGGCCAAGUAAAAGGUGCGUCAAAAUGUCCGGAGCGGGGCGAGUAGGGUGACCCCGAGCUCCCGCGGUCAUAUUUCAUACAGGUCAGGCCAGAACAACCGUGUAGGCACCACAGUGAAGGUACCGCAGUAGCGCAGCGCCGAAAUUAAUAGGGGCGCGCAUGGGAAAAUGUACUGAUGCAUACUUGUCAAAGCAGCUUGUCGCAAUAGUAAGAGAUGUUUCAGUCCUUGAGGUGCU